Messenger RNA from Daktulosphaira vitifoliae (grape phylloxera), 1458 nucleotides. Its product is annotated as 52 kDa repressor of the inhibitor of the protein kinase-like. The record is from RefSeq and is a predicted model, not a curated record. NCBI's taxonomy places the organism in Eukaryota, Metazoa, Arthropoda, Insecta, Hemiptera, Phylloxeridae. The transcript is spliced from 3 exons. The coding region runs from base 1 to 1458 and encodes 485 amino acids.
AUGUCAGGAAAAAUUUUAUCGAUUGAUAAACAAAUCGAUAAAGCUCAUCACCAUCAGGCUUUAGAAAAUCAAGAAAAACUGAAACCGAUAAUAAAAACGAUUAUUUUGUGUGGAAGACAAUGUCUGCCACUUAGGGCACAUCGAGAUUACGGAACGUUUAACGUAGAACAAGAACCUGAGUGCAACGAAGGUAAUUUUCGAGCGUUGCUUAGGGCACGAAUUGAUUCUGGGGACAAAAAUUUAAAACAACAUUUAAUGACUUGCGGAAAAAAUUCAACGUAUAUUAGUUGGAAUAUUCAGAACCAAAUAAUUGAUGCCUGUGAUGAAAUUAUUUUAUCUAAACUUGUAACUAAAGUUAAUAGUGCUAAAUGUUUUGCCGUACUCGCUGACGAAACGUCUGAUAUUUCCUCAAUCGAACAAUUCUCAUUGUGUGUAAGAUAUAUUGAGUGUAUCGAUGAAAACAAUUUUAAAAUAGUUGAACAAUUUUUAAAAUUUGUACCAGUAGAAUCAACUUCGGGUCAAAAUUUAGCAGAUGUACUUUUAACAACAUUAAAUCCAUGUGGUAUCAACAUAAAUUAUUUACGCGGACAAGACUACGAUGGAGCUACAGCAAUGAGUGGCAGAUUUAAAGGUGUCCAAGCAUGUAUAACAGAAAAAUAUCCAACUGCACUCUAUGUUCAUUGUGUUUCACACAGCUUAAAUUUGGCUUUAUCUAAUGCUGUUGAUGUAAUAUCUAUUAGGAAUAGUUUUGGCGUAAUAGAAAAAGUAUACACGUUUUUUAAUACACCAAAACUGCAGUUUUGUCCAACUAGAUGGGUUGAACGACACGAUUCAAUAAUAGUAUUCAAUCAAUUUUUAUUACCUGUAGUGGCGGCUUUAGAAGAAAUUCAAUUGUGGAACUGUAAGGAUUCAUCAUCUGGUGCAUUUUUACUUUUAAAUAGUAUUCGCCAAUCUACAUUUAUAAUUUCAUUACUUUGUUCAGAGAAAUUAUUAGCUUAUACUUUACCAAUAAGUAAAGUACUUCAAACGACAGAUAUAGAUCUUUCUACUGCAGUUAACCAAGUAGGAAGUGUAGUGUCUAUUCUCCAUCGGCUUAGAAGUAACGCAGAAAAUGAAUUUAAGCUUUUAUUUCUAGAAGCACAACAAAUUGCCUCUAAUUUAGACUUUACUCUAUCCACACCUAGACUAACGAAACACCAAACUAAACGAUGUAAUGCACCAUCAGAAAAUAUUGAAGAAUACUAUAGACGUUCAAUUUUUGUUCCAUGGAUUGAUUCAUUUCUUAAUAGUCUGUCUGAUCGAUUUUUAAAACACAAAAAUCUUCUCACAAGUUUUAAAUGUCUUUUACCUACCGGACAUACUCCAACCGAUGAACAAAUUUCAAUUUUUCAGUCGCAAAGAUCGAAUUCGAAUUGUGGUACGAAAAAUUCAAAAAUGGUUGCUAUACUUUACCGCUAA